Molecule: messenger RNA, 4243 nt
Organism: Salvelinus sp. IW2-2015
Lineage: Eukaryota; Metazoa; Chordata; Actinopteri; Salmoniformes; Salmonidae
Product: spindlin-W
Biological process (GO): gamete generation
Source: RefSeq, a predicted model, not a curated record
AGUUUUGGCGUUCAUUAUUAUUGAAGGAGAAUGCGGUUCUUAUCGACUUACACAAAUCCACAUGGAGUCAGCAGUAACCAUAUUUGUUUAAGCAAGUCAGCCAUAUCAGCUAUGGUUUUUAAAAAGGCAGUAAAUGUUGGGACAGCUUUCUUAGGCCCAAACAGUUUGUGGGCAGUUUGUCACCGUUAUAGUGCAAUUAAUCAAUUGUUUUGUGUUGUGUAGACUGGUUGUCAAUUAAAUAGUUUACUCAAAUAGUUUUCUUGUCCUCAAGUUGUUCCGAGCCCUGUCGCAGUCACACAUGCGCAGGUGCAGAGCUGUCGGUUCGGGGAACGCGCAAUGACUCACUAUUUUGCAGGAAGAUGGAAUUUACUGCGCAAAUUGUUUCUCGUGCUGUAACACUAUUUGGCAGCGGAAGAAGAGGGGAAGGUUUUUGGCCGUAGAAUCGGUGUUGCCAUCAAACGGAGACUGGCUUGGCACAGGGGACAAACGGGAGACGAAAAUAUCCUUCAUAUCUUGCUAUAAUUUCACAAUAAAGCGGGUCUUCGCAGAGACCUGAUGUGACCGUCAUCCCUGAACAGAGACAUCCGCCUGCUCCGAAGUCAGUCCUCUACCAUCCGUGGACAAUCUGRACUUGGUACCAUAGAUAUUUUCACCCUAGUCUGGCAGCUCGGCUGCUCCCCUAUAUGCUGAUGAAUGAAGACCCAAUUCAGGAAGAGCGCGCCGGGCCAGCGAUCCAGAGCUGAUGCAGGGCACUCGGGUGUUUCUGCAAAUAUGAAGAAAAAGAACUCCCACAAGAAACAAAAGAACAGCAUGGGCCCCAACAAGGCAGUGUCGUCGGCGCCGCGGCGGAACAUGGUGGGCUGUCGUAUCCAGCACAUCUGGAAGGAGGGGAGCGCUACGUCUCAGUCACAGUGGAAAGGCACGGUGCUGGACCAGGUGCCCGUCAACCCCUCGCUCUACCUCAUCAAGUACGACGGCUUCGACUGUGUCUACGGCCUGGAGCUGCAUAAAGAUGAGAGGGUACAGGGCCUCGAGGUGCUCCCUGACCGUCAAUCCUCUACGCGCAUCAGCGACGUCAACCUGGCUGACACGAUGAUAGGGAAGGCAGUGGAGCACAUGUUUGAGACGGAGGACGGAACUAAAGACGAGUGGAGGGGCAUGGUUCUGGCCCGGGCACCCAUCAUGAAUACCUGGUUCUUUAUCACCUACGAGAAAGACCCCGUCCUGUACAUGUACCAGCUCCUAGACGACUACAAGGAGGGAGACCUGAGGAUCAUGCCUGACUCAAAUGACGCUACGCCUGCGGAGCGGGAGCCGGGGGAGGUGGUGGACAGUCUGGUGGGGAAACAGGUUGAGUACGCUAAAGAGGACGGCUCCAAACGAACUGGCAUGGUCAUCCACCAGGUGGAGGCCAAACCCUCUGUAUACUUCAUCAAGUUCGACGACGACUUCCACAUCUACGUCUACGACCUGGUCAAGACCUCCUAAGGGCCACCUUUGACCUCUGACCCCUUUUCACACUACUGAGCCGAAUCGAGCAGUGCUGGUCUGUUUACGUGUCCAUCCACCAUUGCUGAAAAGGACUAUGUGGGAAAAAUAUUUCAUAGAGAGCCAGUAUAGCCUGGUUCGGGUCAGCACGGUAGUGUGAAAAGGCUACUGGAUCACUGGGCCCAGAGGACAGGAGGCCUGUCUGGGGAGUUAACGAUGGAUGCGUAGGUUGUGGGGAAACUCUACCAUGCAGGAAAGACGAUCAACCACCACCAUCACCACAUGGAACCUUAUCUUAUCCACCAAUUUUCCCAAAAUAUCUCUUCAACGUUUCAUGCAAAUACUUCUUUGAGAUGUGACAGACGGACAACUGGAUUGGAUAUUUCACUGAAGCCUUUGGAUUUCUACUCAUGAAACAUCUCUGAUAGCUCUAGUCAGAGAAGAAAAAGGGGGCACUGUGCAUCUGAAUUAGUGGCCACAAUUUGUUUCGUCAACUGUCUAUCCCCUGUAGUUGAGUGAUCCUAUGGAUACAUCCCAUCAAUCUCUAAGGGAAAGGACAGGGAAAAGAUAACAAGCCUUAUAUUUGCACACUGCAUAUAAAGUUAGUUGGCAUCUCAUUCGAUUAUUAUCAGUGAUUUGAUGACCAAACCAGUCAUAGCAAUGUAUCUCCUAUAUAUGUGUGAGUGUAUGAGCUCUUGUGUUAAUUAUUUUGUUGUACAUGCAGUUCUGGAGUCCCCCUAUCUUACAGUGGUCAGUGACUACAGUACUUGGGUUUGUUUCAGUUUCGUAGAAUCAUUCAAACCCUGACUAUGAUUACAUUUGUUUCUUUGUAAUGUUGAAAGAUAUGCAACAACAUAUGCAGUGAGCAAAGAAAUGUGUGGAAGUUAUGAGAGGGAGGUGACCAGUGUUUUAAAAGGAUACUUUGGGAUUUUGGCAAUGAGGCCCUUCAUUUACUUUCCCAGAGCCAGAUGAAGUCAUGGAUCCCAUUUGUAUGUCUCUGCGUGCAGUUUGAAGGAAGUUGCUAACUAGCGCUAAUGCAAUUGCUAACUAGCGUUAGCAUAAUGACUGGACGUCAUUGACAAAAUCCCAAAGUAACCCUUUGAUUCAAACGUUUUAUUUUUUUCCAAGAACUUGUUUACUUUAUACUGUAUUUAAUGUAUAUUCAUAGAAAAUAAUAGUUUGAUACAGAUUUAGUUCUAUCACAGCACUAAUUUCAAAAAAUCUUCUUAGAAGAUAGAGGAUUUAAGAGCACUUGUUUGUUUUAGUUUUUUUGUCUGAAAGGACAAUUAUAUUUUGAUAAUCUCAACAACACUAUUCAAAAAUGGUUAACCAGUGAGAGCGUUAAUCUGUUGUCCUGAGAAAGAUUUUGUUUAAUAUGCCUUGCCAAAUCCCUCGAUCCUUUUAAUUAAUUAUUCAUUCAUAAUAACAGCAAUAAUUAUUCAGAUAAUAAUUGUUUAUUGUUGUUCCUGUAUUCAUAUGUUUACAACAGUUUGUUUUGUUGGGGAAAUCUAUUUUCGUUACUUUUUUACUUGUCAUACGUUACUUAGAAUCAUCACAUUCUUCUUGACCUCUGUGUUAAACACACUUUCUGUUUAAUUGUCAUAGUAACAUUUUAGUAAACUGUUUUCUCAUGCCUUUUAAAAACUGAAGACGGUAUGGUAAAAGCACUGCAAAGUAAGACAAUUAUUUAGAAGUGAAAAUUCCAUACCAGCUCCUCAAAAGUGUUCUAAAUUCAGCAGUACCACUACAACAAUACUAGAGUGAUUUUCGAAACAUUUUCACACAACUGUUAAUACACAAGAAGUAUUCAAAACAUUAAAUGCAACACCCACUUUAUGGAGUGCAUGAAAUAUUGUACUUGACGAACGGUUACUCGCCCUGAAAGAGAUUUUUAUUUGCUGUGUGUUUGUGUGUGUGUGUAACCAAACUACAUGUUCCACCAGAUGACCUCUUAGUAUGCUCCUUUAGGGACGUUACCCGUUGUCAGAGAAACAGUGGGCAACUAAGUGGUCUAGAACCUCUAAGAUACAGAUGUUGUUAAUUAGUUAGUAACGUAAACGUUCCAUGUGACUGUAACUCCCAACACUCCACCCUUACUGCUUUCUCCAUGCCCUCCAUGACACUGAAGCAGUGUAUGUUCAAAUGCAGUCUCUGAAGAGGGGUAGUACUGUUCUUUACAGUAUUCUGCGUAGUAACAGAACAGAUUAGCUGUUGUGACUGAUUUUGAGAUUAAGUCCCUCUGUUAGAGGAGUAGCUAAUGCUAACUCUAGGUUAUACACAAAGUAUGACUGAAUGGUAGCUUUAGAGAUGGAUAGAAAAACCUGAGAGUAUGUAUAUCGGUUAUAAUAAAGAUGAUAAUUUUAAGACCCCGUACAGUAUAAAGCCCCUCUAUAUCAGAAAAGCUACACACAAGUAAAUAUCUUCUAUAACCUGUUGUAUUCCAAACCGCAAACUGACUUGUGUUUUAUGCAAGAUGUCACCUUCAGAAAACAAUUGAAAGUGUUCGAUGAAUUUGCCUUUCACACUUGCCUACUGUAGUAUUGUACUGUGUUUGAUGUCAGUUCAUUGUGGGAUAAAAAACAGACCUUACUUUUUGCAUGAGUAGCGAAAACAGAACUGUAAGUGGAAGUUAGUGUGAAAUGUGAGAUGUAUGUGUGUAUCUCUCAUUUUAUUUAAGUUUUUCUAUGAUAUAUUCAAUGUGUUUCUUAUUGUGACAUUCCCUUUUUUUUUGCAUUUCUAAAGAAAAACAGUCAUU